Triticum turgidum subsp. durum (durum wheat) is the source of this 273-nucleotide messenger RNA. Lineage: Eukaryota; Viridiplantae; Streptophyta; Magnoliopsida; Poales; Poaceae. The record is from the annotation of a GenBank genome assembly.
AUGUCGCUGGGUCUGCCGGUGGCAGCCACUGUCAACUGUGCUGAUAACACUGGUGCCAAGAACCUCUACAUAAUCUCCGUGAAGGUAAUCAAGGGGCGCCUGAACAGGCUCCCUUCUACCUGCAUUGAUGACAUGGUUAUGGCCACUGUCAAGAAGGGAAAGCCACACCUGAGGAAGAAAGUCAUGCCGGCUGUCAUUGUGAGACAGCAUAAGCCAUGGCACCGAAAGGAUAGUGUCUUCAUGUACUUUGAAGGUACUGCCAAGUUCUUAUGA